Messenger RNA from Ascoidea rubescens DSM 1968, 1284 nucleotides. Its product is annotated as caspase family protein. The record is from RefSeq and is a predicted model, not a curated record. Gene Ontology annotation, molecular function: cysteine-type endopeptidase activity. Lineage: Eukaryota; Fungi; Ascomycota; Saccharomycetes; Ascoideales; Ascoideaceae. The annotation marks the transcript as partial. The transcript has a single exon. Gene Ontology annotation, biological process: proteolysis.
CCAUCUCCUCCAGCUCCUUAUGGUUAUGGGAGCUAUGGUGAUUCCUCUUACGGCUCAAGCCAAAAACAUUCUCAAUAUUCAACCUCUUCAAACUCUUAUAGUUAUUCAUCAACCACUCAUUCAUACUCAAAAAACAAUGGCAAACCUGUAACUUAUAAAACUGAAUCUUACAGUAAUUCAGCUUAUGGGGGAAACAAUAGACCAUCCUAUAAUUCAAAUCAAUACGACAAUCGUUCUAGAAUUGGUAACAGUUCUAAUUACAAUAGAAACAAUGACGACGAUGACGAUAAUUAUGAUUUUGAAGAAGCAACCGAUGCACAUGUUCCAACUAGAGAUGUUCAAAAUUUUGAUUCAAGAGUUAAAAAUUAUCAUUACAAAUACUCUGACUGUUCUGGUAAGAAAAAGGCUUUAUUAAUUGGUAUCAAUUAUAUUGGUACAAGUGCGAAAUUGAAUGGUUGUAUUAAUGAUGUUAAAAAUGUUAAAGCAUUUCUUUUAAAGAACGGCUAUUCAGAAGAUGACAUGGUUAUAUUAACUGACGAUCAAACCAAUUCCAGAGCCAUUCCAACAAAACAAAACAUGUUGGAUGCAAUGGGCUGGUUAGUCAGUGGUGCAUCUCCUAACGAUUCAUUGUUUUUUCAUUUCUCUGGCCACGGUUCGCAACAAGAGGAUAAAGAUGGAGAUGAAGAUGAUGGAUUUGAUGAGACAAUUGUUCCAUUGGAUUAUGAGAAAAAUGGACAAAUUGUUGAUGAACUUAUCCAUGAUACAAUUGUUAAACCAUUACCUGAAGGUUGCAGAUUGACUGCAUUGUUCGAUUGUUGUCACUCAGGCUCAGCAUUGGAUUUGCCAUACACCUACUCAACCAAGGGAUUGUUAAAAGAACCAAAUAUUUUGCAAGAAGCCGGUCAAGGACUAUUUACUGCUUUCCAAUCGUAUAUGGCUGGUGAUGCAGAAUCAGCUGUUAAAUCUGUUUUUGGAACAAUCCAGAAUGUUAUGAGUUUAAAGGCCAAUGAAGGAGCAUCAGAAAAAACCAAAAAAACUAGAACUUCACCAGCCGAUGUCAUCAUGUUGAGUGGUUGCAAAGAUGAUCAAACAAGUGCCGAUGCAAGUAUUGGUGGUGAAGCUACUGGUGCAAUGUCCUAUGCUUUUAUGAAAGUCAUGAAUACUGGUAAAAAACAAUCAUAUCUCAGUUUAUUGAAAAACACAAGACAAAUUCUCGAGGGCAAAUACAGCCAAAAGCCCCAGUUAAGUGCCAGUCAUCCAAUUGAUGUUUCUCUUCAAUUUAUC